AUGUCAUUCUUCAGAGGCAAGAAAUCAGCACUACGCCAGCGCCCUCAUACGCUCGAACCUGUCUGCUUGAAGCCUCCAGACGGCCAGGAAGUCCUGGUUUCAAGGCAGCUGGACACAAUAUUAUAUGACCAUAACGUCGAGGUUCUCCAUCACGUAAUCGACGUAUAUUUCGUCGAGAUGCGCUGGGUGGAGGUAUCCGCAGACACAAAUGAUUUGGACACACGCAUGCACGUCAAGCGCACAUUCACUACAGUCGCAAAUCCCUCAAGGGCAGACUGUAGAGCUGCGCUGAGCAGCCUCGCACGGAGGAUCGUUGCGGACAGCGCGUUCAGCGCGUCCACGUGGACCCGGUCCUCGCAGGCCACCUCCGCUGAGUACACCCUCGACCUCCAGCCACACACGACUACGCGGAUCUAUGAGCGCGUGUUCGUGUUCCGCGUGCACGAGUGGUUCUGCUCCGAUGCGCACAGUGUGCUGUGGCGGGUAGGUGAGGAAUACGACACCUUGACGAACAAGAUCUAUGUGCCUGUGCACACGAAUCAAUUCGCCACACGUACCACGAAGAUGGAAGGUGAAGGGGUUAUUGAUGUUGCAAAGGCAUGCGACCAUGUGGGUGGUAGAUGGGACAACGUAAGACCCGCACUGUUGCGCGAUGCGACUUCCAGGUGUAAGGAGAGUUUGAGUGGCCAAUCUGGUAAGGUGCCAUACUAUAAGUAA
Messenger RNA from Laetiporus sulphureus 93-53, 717 nucleotides. RefSeq lists its product as uncharacterized. The transcript has 2 exons. Bases 1 to 717 code for a protein of 238 amino acids. The record is from RefSeq and is a predicted model, not a curated record. NCBI's taxonomy places the organism in Eukaryota, Fungi, Basidiomycota, Agaricomycetes, Polyporales, Laetiporaceae.